UUUCUUUUCUUUCCCCUUACCAAACACAACAUAAUUUUCUCUCUCUCCCUCUUUCUCUUCAAUUUGCCCCAAAACACUGCACAAAAGAAGAAGAAGAAGAAGGGCAUAAUUACCUUGUAGAAGCUAAGUGAGAGAAAUAGAAUUAAGAAUUUUGCUAGAAUCUUGAACAUUUUCUAUUCUCUCUUUUGGAUUUAGAUUAUAGAAGAGUCUUUUUCAAAGUGUAUCGUGUUGUUUUCUUUUCUUUUUUGAAUUAUUUGCUCGUUGAUUCGGUCAACGGCCGAUAUGUGUGUGAUUUGUGAUGUUCGUUUUAGACUGACUUGAUGGUUCCGCGAUUCGUCAACUGGAUGAUUGAUGAUGAAUUUGGGGAUUUAGCUCUUUGAAAUCAAAAGUAGGCAAAAAUGAAGGAAAAUAUGACGCGGCGAUUGAUUUCCUUCUGUUUAUGGUUGAUUUUCGUGUUGGAUUUGGCUUUCAGAGUUGCUGGAAAUGCCGAAGGUGAUGCUUUGAAUGCAUUGAAGACCAAUAUGGCUGACCCUAAUAAUGUGUUACAAAGUUGGGACCCAACCCUUGUUAAUCCUUGCACAUGGUUUCAUGUUACAUGUAAUAGUGAAAAUAGUGUAACAAGAGUUGAUCUUGGGAAUGCAAAUCUCACUGGUCAACUGGUUCCACAGCUCGGGUCACUUCCAAAUUUGCAGUAUUUGGAGCUUUAUAGUAAUAACAUAUCUGGGAUGAUCCCAGACGAGCUGGGGAAUUUGACGGAAUUGGUGAGCUUGGAUCUUUACUUGAAUAAAUUAACUGGAGACAUCCCGACUACUCUGGGCCAGCUUAAAAAACUCCGUUUCUUGCGUCUCAACAACAACUCAUUGGUAGGAACAAUUCCUUUGUCCUUAACUACUAUUGACACACUGCAAGUGCUGGAUCUUUCAAACAAUGGCCUAGUAGGAGAUGUUCCAGUUAAUGGUUCCUUUUCACUAUUCACUCCUAUCAGUUUUGCCAAUAAUAAACUCAAUAAUCCUCCACCUGCUCCACCACCUCCUAUCCCACCUACACCUCCAGCUCAAUCAGGUAUUAGUUCCACUGGUGCCAUUGCUGGAGGGGUUGCUGCUGGUGCUGCCCUGCUGUUUGCUGCUCCUGCAAUUGUGCUUGCUUUGUGGCGAAAAAGGAAGGCACCGGAUCAUUUCUUUGAUGUACCUGCUGAGGAGGACCCAGAAGUUCAUUUGGGGCAACUUAAAAGGUUUUCCUUGCGUGAACUGCAAGUGGCAACGGAUAAUUUUAGCAACAAAAACAUCCUGGGUAGAGGAGGUUUUGGUAAAGUUUAUAAAGGUCGUUUAGCUGAUGGUUCUCUAGUGGCAGUAAAAAGACUGAAAGAGGAGCGUACUCAAGGUGGAGAGCUGCAGUUCCAAACAGAAGUAGAAAUGAUAAGCAUGGCUGUCCAUAGGAAUCUACUACGUCUUCGUGGAUUUUGCAUGACCCCUACAGAACGGCUGCUAGUCUACCCCUUUAUGGUUAAUGGUAGUGUUGCAUCUUGUUUAAGAGAGCGUUCGGAGUUUCAACCAGCACUUGAUUGGGCUAUAAGGAAACGGAUUGCACUUGGAGCUGCAAGGGGGCUCGCAUAUUUGCAUGAUCAUUGUGACCCUAAGAUUAUCCACCGUGAUGUGAAGGCUGCAAACAUAUUGUUGGAUGAAGAAUUUGAAGCAGUUGUCGGUGACUUUGGGCUUGCCAAACUGAUGGACUACAAAGAUACUCAUGUCACAACUGCUGUUCGUGGCACAAUUGGUCAUAUAGCUCCCGAGUACCUAUCAACUGGAAAAUCAUCAGAGAAAACUGAUGUUUUCGGUUAUGGUGUUAUGCUUCUCGAACUCAUUACAGGACAGAGGGCUUUUGAUCUUGCUCGGCUUGCAAAUGAUGAUGAUGUCAUGUUGCUUGAUUGGGUAAAAGGACUUCUAAAAGAAAGGAAGUUGGAAACGCUGGUGGAUUCAGAUCUGAAUGGUAAUUACAUAGACGAAGAAGUGGAGCAGCUAAUCCAGGUGGCUCUGUUGUGCACUCAAGGUACCCCAAUGGAACGACCAAAGAUGUCUGAAGUGGUUAGGAUGCUGGAAGGUGACGGGUUGGCUGAAAGAUGGGAAGAGUGGCAGAAAGAGGAAAUGGUUCGUCAAGAGUUCAACCAAGCCCACCACUAUAACCACCACCAACCGAAUGCUAAUUGGAUUAUUGCCGACUCGACAUCACACAUCCCUCCCGAUGAGUUAUCUGGUCCUAGAUGACCCGCUCGCUGCAAAAAUGCAAUUACAAAGGGUCUUGUGCAACACCUUGUUCUGUUGUUUUGGACUCCUCAUUGUUCACAUUUGUGCAUAUAGUUCCAUUUUUUCUUUUUUUCGCCCCCUCCCCCCAUUGAUCCUGUUGUAAUUUAUAUUUACUCGUACGGAGUUGUUUACUCUUGGCGUUGUAACUUUUAUAGGGUUGCCUUGCCAACUGAAGAGUCAAGAAAACAUUAUUAGGUGUGCUAGCAAAAAAAACAAAAGUACAAACCCCCCCCCCCCAUGUUUUUGUGUACUGAAACCGUUAGUAAAGACUGUUUACAUGAAUAAAAACAGUAAAAAUCCAUUCACCACAUAA
Messenger RNA from Gossypium raimondii (Peruvian cotton), 2613 nucleotides. RefSeq names its product BRASSINOSTEROID INSENSITIVE 1-associated receptor kinase 1. The coding region runs from base 399 to 2261 and encodes 620 amino acids. The record is from RefSeq and is a predicted model, not a curated record. Lineage: Eukaryota; Viridiplantae; Streptophyta; Magnoliopsida; Malvales; Malvaceae. The transcript is spliced from 11 exons. Gene Ontology annotation, molecular function: protein binding; protein kinase activity; ATP binding. Gene Ontology annotation, biological process: protein phosphorylation.